This is a messenger RNA of Stegastes partitus (bicolor damselfish), 3784 nucleotides long. It is a transcript of the gene elf2b, whose product is annotated as E74-like factor 2b (ets domain transcription factor). The record is from RefSeq and is a predicted model, not a curated record. Bases 122 to 2230 code for a protein of 702 amino acids. Gene Ontology annotation, molecular function: sequence-specific DNA binding; DNA-binding transcription factor activity, RNA polymerase II-specific. NCBI's taxonomy places the organism in Eukaryota, Metazoa, Chordata, Actinopteri, Pomacentridae. Gene Ontology annotation, cellular component: nucleus. The transcript is spliced from 10 exons. Gene Ontology annotation, biological process: cell differentiation; regulation of transcription by RNA polymerase II.
UUACUUUUGUGCCUAAAGUUGGUGAGAAGACUGACACCCCUCUCAUGUCUGUAAGGCGUCUGGCCAGAGAAGCUGUGGCGAGCCACAGACUGUGAAUGCUGAUUCCAGAGGAGCAUGAGUCAUGACCUCGGUGGUUCUGGUCGACACUGGUGGGACAGUGGUGGAGUAUGUAACAGCUGAGGAGGAUCCACAGCAGGACGGAGAGUGCGAGGUGGAUCUGGAGCUGGAAGGAGAGGUGGAGGAUGAGUGUGAAGCUGAGGAGGCCUGUGAAGACACACAGGAAAGGGAGGAGGCUGAUGACUACCCAGCAGUUAUAGUUGAAGAGCUGCCUGGCGCCAGCCUGGCCGAGGAGCAGGGUUACUCAGCCCAGGUGGUGGUGUAUGAAAAUGAGGCCUAUCUCAUGCAGGAAGUGGCCGAUGAGCAGGAGGUGGAGACAGAAGGGGAAGCAGUGGAGGCUUCUGUUCACGGCACCAGUGUCCACUGUUCGGACAAAACCAUCGAAGCUGCAGAGGCUCUUCUACGGAUGGAUUCGCCCUCCAGCCUCAGGGAGGACCGAAGCCCAGAAGCUUUUAUCCCACCAUGCGUAGCGACGCCUGACUUCCUUCAUGCUGCCAUGCGGCCAGACAUGAUUGCAGAGACAGAGGUGGAGAUAUCGACAGAGGACUGCUGCGAGGAGGAGGACGAGGAGAUGGUCACCCUGCUGGAAGAGCCAGAGCCAGAACCCGACCACCAGGCUAUCAGGAAGAGGCGAGCUGGACGGAAGCCAAAGACACAGCAGACGGCGAUACCCAACGGUUCACCAGAUCUUGGCAUCAAGAGGAAACCAAGAGAAGGAAAAGCUGGGAACACCACCUACCUUUGGGAGUUCCUGCUGGACCUCCUCCAGGACAAGAACACCUGUCCCAGGUAUAUCAAGUGGACCCAGAGGGAGAAGGGCAUCUUCAAACUGGUUGACUCAAAGGCUGUGUCCAAGCUGUGGGGAAAACACAAGAACAAGCCAGACAUGAACUACGAGACCAUGGGACGGGCACUAAGAUAUUAUUAUCAGCGCGGCAUCCUCGCCAAGGUUGAGGGCCAGCGGCUGGUCUACCAGUUCAAAGAGAUGCCCAAAAACAUUGUUAUCAUCGACGACGAUAAGGCAGAAAUGCCCGCCCCCGAGGAUCUGAUUGGCUCCGACGCAGCAGCGUCCUACGAGCGUGUACCUCCGCCGUCAGAUAUGCUGCUUCAGGCCACCGAGCUGUCUUCCACUAAGAAGCCCAACAUCUUGCGGGGCGCUAACAGAGCCAACGUAGUCCAGCCUCCAGCUGCAGCAGGCAGCAAGCCAGUGGCAGGAGGUGGAGCGUUGGUGACGGCAGGGGUACCGAGGAUAGUGUCGGUUACAGGAGCAUCAGAUGGGAACCAGCCCCAGCAGUCUCACACAGCUAUCAUCCCGAACGCCUCAGCGCCCAGGACGGUGCGGGUGGCUAUGCAGGUGCCUGUAGUCAUGACGACAUCGCUGGGUCAAAAGAUAUCCACAGUUGCUGUGCAGCAGCCAGCGGGAACAACAGGGGCGGCCGGACACACCACCCUCCUCACCAACACCUCUGCUAUCGGAGCUGCUGCUGCUAACGCCAACUCACAACAGAAGGUUGUGAUCCAGACUAUCCCGACCAUGGUCCCCGCCACAGCAGAGAAUGGAGACAAGAUCACCGUCCAGCUGGCCAAGAUCAUCACAAUCCCAGCCCACCAGUUAGCUCAGUGUCAGCUGCAGACCCCCACAGGCGCAAACAAGCCCGGCGUCGGAGCCUCCCCAGCGGGCAUCAGCCUCCUCGGGAGCCCCCUGACGGUCCGGGCCCUGGCGCCUGUCAACGUCGCCCCGGGAACGCAAGUGAUGAGGCUUACCGUGCCGUCGCAGACGCAACAACAGACUCUGGUGGUGUCGCAGCCUGGAGGCGUCAGCAGCGGGUCAGGUGUGGUCACUGUAUCAUCAGCCAAUCAGGCGCAGCCUCGCAUCAUCAGCGGCGUCAUCAACGGCUCGGAGCUGUUGAUCGGAGGAGCCGGAGGAGUCUCAGUGGAGAAACUGAAGGCAGCAGGAGUCCAGCUCCAGGCUGUGCAGUUGCCGAUGACGAUGGCCGUCCAGCAGAACCCCAAAUCUGUCCAGAACAUCAAAUCAGAGGCCGUGGACACUGAGGUGGUUAUCAAACUGGAAACGCCUGAUGUGGCAAUAAAGGCAGAAGAGCUGGAAUGUUAAAAAACGGCCCUUCUUCUCUGCCAGAGACGGUUAGUUUGUACAUUUCUGAAGUCAUUUUUACUCUUGUGAUAACCAGCAGUAGUCUGUGAGACUUUAAACACUCCUGAAGGCCUGUUUUUAGUCCUGAACCCGUCUUCACACCUUCCCUGUCGCUGCCUAGAACUUUUCUGGACACAGCCGGUCUCCCUCAGAACCACACAGAAACCUCCAGAGUGUCGUGUACGGAGCCCUACAACAUAGGAAUACACAGACUUCAAAGGGAUUUGUUGGGAAAAGCAAAGGGACCAACCUUGAUCACUACAAUUUAUGCCUUCGAAAUGGAUCGCUGUCACUGACUCCAAUCUGGAAAAACCUUGGGGAAAAAAAAACAAACAAGUGAAACACUACAAAAAGAAAACAUGGCAAAUAAUUACAAGCAACCAAAAUGUGAACUAUUGAAUUUCAAAAAAGACACAAUGGGGGCAGAGGUGGUUUAUCGCAGCUUUUGUAGAGAGCAAAUAUUUGUGAUUUAUGCCUCCACACAUGUUAAAACCAGCAACUUUUUUAAAAACUUGUAUCACUGUGCAGAUCAAGUGUGGAUGGUGCUACGAGAACCCUUAAAGAGUGGAAGUGGAGCUGUGAAAAGCGCCCACAGGAACGAUAUCAGACAGAAAAUGGUCAUGUAUGUACAUAUAUAUAUAUCUACUAUACAGUUUACGGAGCUAACGUUAACAGAACAGCCUUAGAUUUUAAUUUUGACUUUCUUUUUCAUGUAUUGUCUGAACGGUAAGCUGAAAUUUGUUUUUGUGUUUUGAUACCUUGUACCAAGCACAGUAUUAUUGAAACUAGGGGGACUAAUAUUUGUAUUAUUAUUGGUUUCUCCGCCUCUUAUCAGGCUGUUAUUGCUAAUAUAGGUUGAAUCUUACAGGAAAAACAGCACCAUGUUGUAGAUCAGCGGCCAGAUUGCUUGCGGUGUGUCUCUGGCGUCUCAGAAAACCAUCUGACAAAAGGAUCCUGGCUAUUUCUUUCUUUUUGUUGACAGAUGUUUGCUCUGUUCUUCCCAAACCUGCAGUCAGGCUGCAUGCACAUGCAAAGACAUGUGAGCUAAAGCAUGCUGCCAUGUCUGGAAAAAAAAAGAAAAAAGAAUGAGAACAUAAAUAGGAAUGUGUCUAAUCUCAGAGUUCAAGAAUGAAGUGAACCAAACUUUUUUAAUGAUUUAAAAAAAAAGAUGCGUUGAAAAUCAGGAGUUUAUGCAAAAUGGCUGCGAACAUUAUUCAACCACUGUGGAUUUCAGGUCACUUUACUUCAUGCUUAAAACAGAGGGUCAAAUUUGCCAGAACAGAGUUUCUGCCAUGUUGGCCCUGCCCCUAAAAUUCAUUAUUUUUUUUAAUUUUAUUUUUUUUUUAAAUCUAAAAAGAGGGAAGAGAGGGAGACAGAGAGAGCGAGAGAGGUUUGUGUUCAGACUGAACUGUUUGUAUAUUCAACAUUUGAAGUAUAUUCUAUUUUGUUGUACUCUUGUUUCAAAGUGUAUUAAAGUAGAUUUUACUGAAAUAUAAAAAGACAUUUGAAACCUGA